UGGGAUUGUAGUGACGUCACGGCCUGUAACGUCGUAACGUGGCGGAUUAGUGAUUAAUAGGAGGGGCUGUCAAUUUUCGUGGUUUAAUGAUUUCUGUGAAACGGUUUGCAUAAAAGUUACAUCUAAUAUACGUACUAAUUUAGAUAAACGAGCCGAAAAAUGUCAUCCUCGGGCGAUUUCGGCAACCCAUUACGCAAGUUUAAAUUAGUUUUCUUAGGAGAGCAAAGCGUUGGGAAAACUUCUCUCAUCACAAGGUUUAUGUAUGACAGCUUCGACAACACAUAUCAGGCUACAAUUGGAAUUGAUUUCCUGUCGAAGACUAUGUAUUUAGAAGACAGAACGGUACGCCUGCAACUUUGGGAUACUGCAGGACAAGAAAGGUUCCGGAGUCUGAUUCCUUCAUAUAUACGUGACUCAACAGUUGCUGUGGUAGUUUACGAUAUCACAAAUGCGAAUUCCUUUCAUCAGACAUCUAAAUGGAUUGACGAUGUUCGGACAGAACGUGGUAGUGACGUAAUAAUUAUGCUUGUUGGCAACAAGACUGAUCUCUCAGAUAAACGACAGGUCUCCACUGAAGAAGGAGAACGGAAAGCCAAGGAACUAAAUGUCAUGUUUAUAGAAACUAGUGCAAAAGCUGGCUACAAUGUUAAGCAGCUUUUCCGACGUGUCGCUGCAGCCCUUCCGGGCAUGGACUCUACUGAAAACAAACCACCAGAAGACAUGCAAGAGGUUGUGUUAAAGGAUACACCCAAUGAAGUGAAAAACCAAGAGGGAGGGUGCUCAUGCUUAAGGAAAGGUUACUGAAGUCUCCUUUUGCUGGAAGACUGGUUUGUUAUAAUUUACAUGGGAGCAAAAACACAUGGUUGCAGUACAUUAACACAACGUGAUCAGGUAUUAAAGUCAGUGCUCCUCAAAUGAGAUUUACGUGAAUUGUGUGUAAUUGUUUUGCUGUGUGCCAGCAGAAAAAUGCUUUCAGAACUAAUUUGUUCGUGGGCAUUGGCAGCUUGAGGAACUGUGGAAUUAAGUAAGGUUGUGUUUUCUUAUCCACUGAGGGUUAAAGCUGAUUGUCAUGCAGGUUUUUUAGUGAUCAACGGCAAGUACUUCCAUAAAAAUAUUGGAAAGAUGCAGACAAAUAAAAUUGUGUGCAGUGGCAUCUGUGCAUAUCCGCAUAAUUUGUGCGUAAAUGGCGUAGAAAAAUUUCUUUAAGAAAAGAAAUUCUAUGCAGACAAUAUACAAGCCUCACAUUUCAUUUGGGUAUGUUGCAGAACUUGUACGUUGAUGUCAGUUUAUCAAACUGUAUUGUGUCUUCAUUAAAAACAGUAACCUGUCAUUAUCAAUGGCUUUCAUCAUUUGUUUUGUAUAUGACUUGCCAUUUAUUAAUAUGAAUGCGCAUUGUACAUAAGUUAUUUUUAGUCUUCAGCUCUAAUUGUAGUAAUUAUUUCAUGUGUAAAUAAAAAUAGUAAAUCUGUGAAGCCUUCAGUAGUAUACAGAUCAUUCCAUUAUAAUAAACUAAAAGUUUUGCUUAAUAACUCAGUGUUACCUAAUCUGACUUGGCUUCAUUUGAGAGCUGAGAUAUUUUUAUUUAUAUAGUACCUGCAGAGAACAGUAUGUUGCCAUAGAAUGUCUUGUGAAGUGCAUUUUAAGAUGAAUCUUCAUUGCAGAAUUGAUUUCACUUCUGGAAAUUUUAUGCUUCAUAUGUAGAAAUCUGCAUGAAUUUUGUGACUACUGUUUAUAGUAGUUCAAUUAAUGUAAUUUUUACUUUUUACCCAAUUUUACAAAGCAAUUCUAUUAAUGCAUUGAGCAUUUCAAUCUUACCUGACUGUCUAAAACAAUUUAAACAGUAGGUAGAUAGAUUAAUGAUGUUUGGAGAUGUCUGUAUAUAGUUUUUCAGAAUUGAAAACUAAAAAAAAUUGUAAAGGUAGAUGGAAAUAAAAAUGUGAGACUUAAUUUAUUUUUAUAUUUGUGUUUUUGUUCAUGUGUCACAGUGUCCUUAUUUCAAUAUUUUGCAAUGAAAUUUUUAUCAUAUCAUGGCUCAUCAAAUAGACUUUGUUACAAUACCAAAUGUGGCUAUGAUUAAUUUGAACCUGCUGUAUGAAAUCAGUUGCAGAAGAUUUGAUGUUAUACAAAUAACUAAUGUUCCUUUGGGCUUUGAAAACUACAUAUUUUCGUGCUAGUUAUACAUCCACGUAAGAGAUGAAAAUAUUGAGAAAGUCAACUCAACAUAUAUCCUUUUUUCCCUCUUCCCUACUCUUAUUCUUACUUACUCUCCAUCUCUGUCCAUGCCAUUGAGAUGUUCGUGGUACAAAAUGUGUUAAGUGUCACAUACACUGCAUAGUCAGUAAUUUAACUCCUGUUAGUGACAAUAAUACCUACUGGGUAAUAUUUGGCUUUGCUUUGUUCCUCCAAUGGAAGUUUCGUUACUUUGAGAUUGUCUGCUGCAGAAGCUAAAAGCAUUUAAAUGUCAUCUGCGAAUUGAAUAAUUAAAACAUUUUCAAUAUCUA
Molecule: messenger RNA, 2501 nt
Organism: Schistocerca americana (American grasshopper)
Lineage: Eukaryota; Metazoa; Arthropoda; Insecta; Orthoptera; Acrididae
Gene: Rab6
Product: ras-related protein Rab6
Exons: 7
Coding region: 160-804 (214 amino acids)
Molecular function (GO): GTPase activity; GTP binding
Source: RefSeq, a predicted model, not a curated record